AUGCAGCAGCCAUGGCAGGACCCUCUGCUUGUGCGGACUGCACAGCAUCUAGAGGCUCUGCCUUUUGAGAUAACCGGACAGAUUCUUGAAGACCUACAGCUCGUCCAAAUCCUAGAUCUCUUCUCUUGCGGUGGACAACGUCUGCGUGAAGCGAUCCAGUAUCUUUCGCACUGGCAACACCUUUUGAGAGAUGAAACAGAAGAAGUAGAGUACCUCUGGCGCUCGCUUAACCAAUUAGCAUGGACUCAAUACCGUUCCUCUUGGGCUCGAGUAAAUGGCCAUGAGUUUGAGACAUGGUUGUCAGAGGCUGGGCUCAGGUAUAGAGCGACCACAAAUGUAGCCUCAACAAAGAGUUACAUCAUUUCAGCUUUGCAUAGACAUCUACAGAAUUCUUUCUUCACUUUGAUCGGUCUUGAACACUACAGGGGUCGAUGGGUGUCGACGCCGGAACUCAAGGCUGCCAUCCACUAUGUGCCGGAUAAGAGCAAACUUGCCAAAUGGGCUGGAAAAGGUAUCACAACAGGUCACGAUGUACUAUCCUCUCUCAUUGCGAUAUCUUUGACCUCAAAAUUUAACUGGUAUCAGGCACUAGAGGACUUAUUCGCAACAAAUAUCGCUCGCGGAUUCCAAAACGACAAACAUAGCCUAGACAUGAGUGAAAUUCUUUCAGACUUGAAAGGCGCGUAUUUAGAGCUCUUUCGAAGACAGUCAGAUGAACUUGAAACAUUGGCCGAUUUGUAUGAACGCUUCCCACGUUUCCUCAAGGUUGCCAACGCGCCAGAAAAACCAACUAGUGAGGCACAUGUUUUGACUAGGCUUCGGCUUGAUGCAAGACGCAAUCAAAGGAUUCCAAGAUGGCAUUUCAAAAAAGAACACGCACAUGCGGACCAGAAUCUGACGCUGCAACACACCCCAUGUCGAUUUAGAUAUCCGUACACAACACUUGUUCCCUUUGACUGGUGCCUGCGUUUACUCAAAGUAGUGGUCAGCAAGAGUAAAUUACUCGACGUUGAACAAAAGCUUCCUUCACACCUUGAACCACAUUAUAAAAGGGCUAUCGAUGGCAUCGACUAUAUAUAUUGCCCGACGCCUAGAAGGUUCUUAAAACGCACAUGUGAUAGCCCGCCCGAAAGUGCAACAUUCGUUCAAUACCCAUUCUCCAAUGGAGUUCUGCCGAAGCCCAAUGCUGAACUCGAUUGGCUCGAAUCGUUCGUCACCAUCAUAGAAUGGAUGACGAAAGAGUUCCCCGAUAUCACCAAUUCCGUCGCCUCAACUCAGCUGUCCAUCUUGCGCCGCAGAUGCCUAGUGGACCCCAGCGAUUACCGCCUCUUCAUUGAGCAUGAAUCACCUCGCAUUAUAUCUCGUCAGUUACAUGCUGAUUUAAAGGUAUGCCGCGUUCAGCAGCUAUCAAAAUUACCGAGCCUUCUUGCUCUCUAUAUGCCCCCCUGGCCCACCCCGAAGGCAGUCGAAGUAGCGCAACAUCUUAUGCCAUACCGGGGUUGCGACCAAGACUUAUUGCAACUCCUUUACGAAUCUAAGAUAUCGGAAAUCCGCCAGUUUCUGAAAGGAGCACCGCAACGCAAAACACCAGAAGACGGGGGAUUUCUUGUUUCCGACGAAAUUGACUGGAGUGAGACUGACAAAGACAUCAGGAAACCACAGGGGGUUUCGAAAGCGGAACGUCAAGACCAAACGUCGCAAUCCCGGCCGCAAGUGAGUGAACGGGAUUUAGUUACUACGGCAAAUACGCUGCGGCAGUUAUUCAGUGAGAAGUCAAUAUCUAGUAACGAGACAGGGGCUGUUGUUCUCGCACAUAUUCUAGCGCAAAUAGAAGAUUCUAUGAGCGGAGAAAAUGGGCAGGAUGUCAUUUCCUGGGGAAAAAGCGUCCAGACCUACGUAGCGUCUCACGGGAAACCAAAGACACAGCCUCACUGUUACAUAUGUGGUCAACAACUCCUCAAGCCUCACCGGACGAUCUCAUCAAUGUGCGGUCCAUGCGGCGACUUCAAUCUCGCGGGAUCGCAACUUUCCUUGCCACCGCGACUCUCUCUAGCAGGUAAGAUCGCAGCUGUGACAGGCGCAAGAGUGAAUCUCGGGUACCACACCGCACUACGACUUCUACGCUGCGGUGCAAAGGUCAUAGCGUCUACCCGCUACCCGCACGACGCGCUCCAGCGCUACCAGGCCGAGAAAGACUCGGAAGGGUGGAUGGACAGGCUGCUGAUCGUCGGUGCUGAUUUCCGGUCUGCGAAAGACGCUUUCGAACUCGCGCGGGAAAUCCGCCAGAUCGUGCAGCGAUGGGGCGGCACCCUGCACAUCCUCAUCAACAACGCCGCGCAGACCCUCACUGACAGCGUCGAGAAGGAGGACUCAUCCGUGCGCAACGAAGAGAGAUUGAAAAGCACCACCGCCCGCUCCCUCCUCCUCCCUCAGACAUCAUACGUGCCUAAGAUCCGAGCCGGAAUCAACGCACGCAUCGAGGGCUCCUCGUCGCCGCAACAGCUAGAGAUAAACGAGGAGGCGCGCACGCUAGGAUCCUCAUGGGUGCAGUCCUUGCCGCAGAUCCCGUACGAAGACGUGAUAUCCGCACACUCGGUCAACGCCUUCGUGCCGCUGAUCCUGACCCGGGAGCUCCUCCCGAUCAUGUCCGACCCCGACGGCGAGGCCCGGGGUUACGUCGUCAAUGUCUCGUCGCGCGAGGGCGUCUUCGAGCGGUCGGCGCGCGCCGCGAAGAGAGGCCGACACGUCCACACCAACAUGUCCAAGGCCGCGCUCAACAUGAUCGCCGAGACCGAGGCCGUAGAAGCGUGGAGGACCGCGCGCGUCGCCAUGAAUACCGUCGAUCCGGGAUAUAUGAGCGCUUCGCCUGAGUUUGACGCCGUGUUUGCUGGCGUGAUGCCUAUUGGGUGGGAAGAUGGUGCGGGGAGGGUACUCUGGCCCAUUGCCGUCGGCGAGCUCGAGAAGGCUGGCGAAGAGGGCUGCCGCGCGGUCUGGGGACGGUUUCUCAAGCACUAUGGCGCCUCGAGGGUUAAUCUCCAGCAGGGAAUGCUGUGA
Molecule: messenger RNA, 3054 nt
Organism: Xylaria bambusicola
Lineage: Eukaryota; Fungi; Ascomycota; Sordariomycetes; Xylariales; Xylariaceae
Exons: 3
Coding region: 1-3054 (1017 amino acids)
Source: RefSeq, a predicted model, not a curated record